Molecule: messenger RNA, 935 nt
Organism: Ochlerotatus camptorhynchus
Lineage: Eukaryota; Metazoa; Arthropoda; Insecta; Diptera; Culicidae
Exons: 3
Source: RefSeq, a predicted model, not a curated record
AACUACUAACUUAAACUCUUCUUUUUUGCAAUCAUUUUUCAGAGUCCAUCGAAGCAACCAGCAUUGAAUCAAUUUCCGUUGCGGGACCGUCCAGAAUGGUUCCUUUUCCCUGCCAAGAAUCAGUGGAAACAACCAGUUCUGAAUCGAUCGUUACCACCUACAACGCACCUUUGUCGGACGAAAAUGAAUUCCUUAUACAACUUAAGGAUAAAUAUAAAGAAACAAGAGACAGCAAUGAGCGAUACAGGAUUUUAACCACACUUCCCAAAAGUUGGUCUACAUAUAGAAUUAUGAAGGAGUUCAAUGUUUCCCAACAUAUGGCCAACCAAGCAAAAGCACUGCAGCAAGAGAAAGGAAUAAUGUCGGUGCCUGUAAAGAGGUUAAGCAGAGCUUCAUUAGGAGAACCAACGAUAAUGCUUGUUCGUGAUUUUUACAAUAGUGACGAUAUAAGUCGUGUUUGUCCGGGGAAAAGGGAUUAUUUAAUAUCUAAAAAUUAUGAAGGCGAAAUCUACGUACAAAGAAGAUUAGUUUUGUGUAACUUGCAGGAGGCAUACUCCAUCUUUAAAAAUACAUAUCCUGAUAUUAAAAUAGGAUUUUCCAUGUUCGCCAGUAACCGUCCGAAACACUGCAUUUUGGCAGUGACAAGUGGCACGCAUACCGUAUGCGUUUGUAUAUAUCAUCAGAACGUUAAACUUAUUUUUAAAACACUACAAAGCAGACAAUCACUCCCAGAUGGUGUUGAUUCCUAUCACGAUUUGUUUAAAAAAAUAAUUUGUCAAAAUCCAAGUGAACAAUGCUGGCUGCAGUGUUGCAAAAAUUGUUCAGGAAUGCAAAUUUUGGCCACAGAACUAAUGACUACACACUUAAAAAAAUUGAUUAACGGACAUGUUGAAUCAAUACAAUUCAAACAAUGGCGUCAAGUAGAGAGAUGCAUU